AUGGAAGUGAUACAAGUUGCCCAAUAUGAAAGUGAAACAUCUGACGAAGAGAUUAUAAAAGAAAACCAUGAUAUAAAUGAACAAAGAAAAAAAUCUAAAUUUUGGGUUAAAGAAUCUACGUUUGAUAAACCUAGUGAAACAGAAGCAUUAAUUGAAAAUCAGUGGUCAAAACAUUAUACAAAUUAUACAGAAAAUGGAAGAAAAGUUUAUUAUCGAUGUAACAAAGUGAAGCGUCGUGGUCCCCAAUGUAGUGCCAGCAUGUGUCUGCUGUAUCAUGCAGACAGUGACAAAGUUACUUGCUACAAAACUGAAGCUGAACACGAUCAUUAUGAUCACAAAGGUCGUGGUAUUGAUGGAAAUGUUAAAAAGAUUAUAGAAGAAUUGUAUAAUGAUGGUGUUAUAAAGCCCAAACAAAUUAUUCGAGCACUUGAAGCAAGAAAAAUAAAGACACCAACAUACACACAAUUGAACAAUUAUCUUAUUCAUUAUAAAAAAAAGAAAUAUGGUUCAUAUAAAAUAAGCUUAGGUGAAUUAGAAAAAUGGUGCGAAGACAAUGGAGAUAUUCCAAUUGAUGAAAAUAAAGCUUUUGUUGUAUCAUACAAAAUAAUUUAUGAUGAACAAGAAUAUGAUGAUGAAGAUACAGAGGAAGAUAGUGGUAAUAAAUUUCGUGUAUUUAUAUCAUCUGUAUGUUUGCUCAAUAUUGCAUCAAUAUCAUCACAUAUAAAUGCUGAUGCAACAUAUAAAUUAGUCUGGCAAGGUUUUCCUGUAUUAAUUGUUGGUACAACUGAUUUGAAUAAGAAGUUUCAUCCAUUUGGUUUAGCUAUAUGUUCCAAUGAAAAAACAAAAGACUUCGAAUUUAUAUUUAAUGGUAUACAAAUUGGUAUGGAAAAAUUAAAUAAAGAUUUAUUAAAACCAACAGCAUUGAUAUCCGAUGCUGCAGAUGCAAUAAAAAAUGGCUUUCGAAAUGUAUUUAAUAAUGAAUAUAAUCAAAUAAUGUGCUGGGCACAUAUGAAACGAAAGAUUGAUAAUCGUGUAUGCCAUAUAAAUGAUAAACUUAUCGGAAAAGAAAUAAUAGAUGACAUUGAAAUGCUGCAUUUAUCCAAUUCUACUGAAGUAUUCAAAUUGGCAUAUACAUUAUUUAAAAAGAAAUGGAACAUGAACAACAAACAAACCAAUCAGUCAAUAUUGGAUUUUUUGAAUUAUUUUGAUAAUGAAUGGAUCAAAUCAAAUGAUGGUUGGUAUGAAGGUAUACAGUUGUAUGCACCAAGUACAAACAAUGCCUUGGAAGCAACCAAUAAAACAAUCAAAGAUGAUGGAACUUUUAGAGAACGCCACGUUCUAUCAAGAUUUUUGAUAAUAGGUUGUAACAUUGUCAAUAAUUGGUCAAAUGAACGAGAUAUUAAAUCAAUCAAUGCAAAAAUAUUUGCUACUGAACCAACAAUUUCUUUAGAAUUAUGGACUUUGUCGUAUCAAUGGGCAAAAUCAACAAAAGAUAUUAUUUGUAUUUCCAAUGAUUCUUCAAAAACAUGUUAUAUACCAGCUCGUGAUAUACAAUCAAUUACACAAGCCAAUUUAAAUAAAUAUAAAAAUAAAAAAUGGUCUACUUUCAAUCAAUUUCAAAAAUCAUUUGAUAUUUGGUGUAUGGAAAUGAAUGAUUCAACUUGGAAAAAAUCCAAAUGUAACUGUCCUAUUUUUUUCAAGAAUUACAUCUGCAAACACGUCGUUGGUAUGGCUAUUCGCCUGAAGUAUUGUAAACCACCACCAGCAGCAAAAACAGUACCCAUCGGCGAAAAAAGAAAAAGAGGUAGACCAGCAAAAGCAAAACCUGCUUUACUUGUACAAUAA
Molecule: messenger RNA, 1845 nt
Organism: Rotaria socialis
Lineage: Eukaryota; Metazoa; Rotifera; Eurotatoria; Philodinida; Philodinidae
Source: the annotation of a GenBank genome assembly